Molecule: messenger RNA, 1250 nt
Organism: Aspergillus campestris IBT 28561
Lineage: Eukaryota; Fungi; Ascomycota; Eurotiomycetes; Eurotiales; Aspergillaceae
Product: putative cyclin
Exons: 2
Coding region: 351-1250 (299 amino acids)
Biological process (GO): regulation of transcription by RNA polymerase II
Cellular component (GO): nucleus
Molecular function (GO): cyclin-dependent protein serine/threonine kinase regulator activity
Source: RefSeq, a predicted model, not a curated record
CAGAGAGAUGCCCAAGCUAGGCGGCUUUUUUGCUUGAUAUUGCAGGACAUAAUGAAGGGAUUCAGAUGAUUGGCUGCAACGCCGUGUAUAAACCGUAUAAAGCACGUGAUAUAUUUCUGCUUAUAUAAUAUACCACUAAAGGCGGCAUCACCGGGCAGUAUCAGAUCGAGGCCAGCAGCAGGAGCGAGUUCGGUUUGUCUGAGAGCUCGACAAGCAAUUCACGAUAUUGCCAGCCCUCUGGAGCAAUCGACUCCCCAUAUACUUGAUCUGCGGUCGAAUAUAUCUAUUUUCUGAUUCUUUGAACCCCUCGUCCCGUCCAACCAUCGUGACCGCAACCCCCGCUCAUCGCAAUGUCAACUCAGAGCGGACUCAAAUACCUCUCCAAUGCCCUCGCAACCGCCGAACAGUUAACAACCUCCUCAUCAUUCGUCGAUGGCAUCGCACCCGAUCUCGAGGCCUCUGUCCGGUAUGCAGGCGUACAGUUGACCCAGGCCGCGGGGGUGUUAUUGCGCUUGUCGCAGGACACCAUCGCGCAGGCGAUUGUCACCUUUACGCGAUUCUGGAUUGGCCCGGAAGGCGGGAGCUUGCGGCUCUAUGCGGCAAAGGACGUCUCUGCCGCAGCACUCUACAUGACCGCUAAGCUGUCCUUCCAGCCGACGUCGCCCCGAUCCAUCAUAAACGUCUACGCCUUCCUACUGUCUCGAGACGUCUCGCCGUUGUGGUUUGUGAAUUCCAAGGGCGCGCCGUCGACCCCGCCCGCCCCGGAGGCGUAUACCCUGACGGAGGGAGGGUAUCUGGCGCAGCGGGUGGUGCUCCUACGGGUCGAGGCGAUCAUCCUCCGCACAUUGGGGUUCAAUACGCACGUCGCGCUACCGCAUACCAUCGCCCUGACGUACCUCCAGACGCUUAAUGUGUCGUCGCCGGACGUCUCGCGGAGGGUCUUUGAACAUCUCAAUGCGGCGCUGCUGUCGCCCCAGCUGUUGUACGUCACGCACCAGCCGAACGCGCUGGCCGUCGCCGCGAUCUAUCUAGCAGCCAGAGAGGUCGGGGUGAAGCUGGUAGACGUCGAGUGGUGGGAAGUAUUCGACGUGGACCGGGAAGACCUGGGGUUCUUGGUGGUAGCCAUGAGAAGUAUUGAAGGAUUUGCGCGGGCGGAAAAGGAGAAAUGGAGUGGGCGAGCAUUGCCCAUGACUGUGGAUGAGCUGGAAGCCGAGGUGGAACGGAGGCGGAUGAUGGAAGAAGGGGGGUGA